AUGGACCCCAACAAUGCCUUCAAGCCGCCCCAUGGUGGUGCGAACCAUGCGUCCGCGUACGCCACGGCAGGAAAUUCGAACAGUGAUGCCAGUGCCAACCCGACAGCUAGCCUCUCAGAUGGCUCGGCCCAGGGGGAGAGUGAGAAGGCAGUGGCACCGGCGCCCACGACGUUUCCGGACGGUGGCCUUCGCGCCUGGUCGGUGGCAGCCGGUCACGCAGGCGCCAUGUUCUGCACAUUUGGCUACAUCAACUCAUUUGGAAUCUACGAGGAAUACUACGCAUCUCACCAGCUCAAGGACUCCAGCAGCUCUGCCAUCUCGUGGAUUGGCUCGCUCAACCUCUUCUUCGUCUUCGUCGGCAGCUUGUUUGGCGGGCCAAUGUUUGACAGGUACGGGGGCAAGGUGAUCUUACCUGCUGCGUUGGUCUACGUCUUUUCCAUCAUGAUGACGAGUCUCUGCCAUGAGCUGUGGCAGUUCAUCCUGGCCCAGGGCCUGCUCGGAGGCAUUUCUCUCGGCAUGACCAUGGGCCCAGCCAAUGCAGCCACGCCCCAGUACUUCCAGAAGCGUGGUGCUGCCGUGGGCCUUGCUGUCGCGGGCUCUUCAGUCGGCGGCGUGGUUUUCCCCAUCGCCCUUGGCAAGAUGUUUGCUAGUCCCAACGUCGGCUUCGCCUGGGCCGUCCGCAUCUGCGGCUUUAUCAUCCUCGCCGUGUUGGGGCCUUCGUCCCUCCUGAUCCGUCCCCGCCUGCCGCCUCGCAAGAGCAACCUGUUCCUGCCGUCAGCCUUCAAGGACGUGCAGUUCCUGUCUCUUACCGCAGCCCUGUUCUGUCUCUUCAUCGGCAUGUUCGUGCCCAUUUUUUACAUCCCGACGUACGCCAUCAGCCAGGGCAUGAGCAGUGGCCUAGCCUUUUACCUGGUGGCCAUCUUGAACGCUGCCUCGUUGCCCGGUCGCAUCCUGCCCGGCAUCUUGUCGGACAAGCUCGGCCGUCUCAACUGCCUCAUCCUCGCAGCCGCCUCCACCGGUAUCGUCAUUCUGUGCUGGAGCCGCGUCCACAGCAAUGCCGCCAUCAUCGUUUUCACUGCCGUCUUUGGCUUUACCUCGGGGGCGAUCUUCUCCGCGGGGUCUGUCUCCUUCGCCAGCGUCCCCAAGGAUCCCCGCAACAUCGGCACAUACAUGGGCAUGGGUCUCGGAACGUCCAGCGUUGCCGCCUUGAUUGGCCCGCCCGUCAACGGUGUCCUCGUGUCGACAUAUGGCGGCUACAACCAGGUUGCCAUCUUUAGCGGCGUCUUCUGCCUGGCAGGUGGUGCUUUUACAUUGAUUGCCAAGUGGAGUGGAGGAAAAGGAUUAUUGUCCAAGAACUGA
This is a messenger RNA of Diaporthe citri, 1359 nucleotides long. RefSeq lists its product as uncharacterized. Gene Ontology annotation, molecular function: transmembrane transporter activity. Lineage: Eukaryota; Fungi; Ascomycota; Sordariomycetes; Diaporthales; Diaporthaceae. Bases 1 to 1359 code for a protein of 452 amino acids. The record is from RefSeq and is a predicted model, not a curated record. The transcript has 2 exons. Gene Ontology annotation, biological process: transmembrane transport. Gene Ontology annotation, cellular component: fungal-type vacuole membrane.